Messenger RNA from Protopolystoma xenopodis, 231 nucleotides. The record is from the annotation of a GenBank genome assembly. Lineage: Eukaryota; Metazoa; Platyhelminthes; Monogenea; Polystomatidea; Polystomatidae.
AUGUUUACGUUAAGACAGCUGAACCGUAAAAAUUUUGGAGUACUGAAAACACUCUUCGUGGCCCUAGGUGGCUCCACGUUGGUUGCUGCCAAUGCCUUCUUCUUUGGUAGUUUAGGAUCUACUUGUUGGCAAAUCUCUGUGCCAAUGGGCCUCGUAGAUAUGGUAGUACACGAGAAACGUGAUGUACCCGUAGGCGGUCUAACCAGCUUCUACGGCAGCCCAUUAUGGUAA